GAUAAUGAAUCACAAUACAACCACAUGUCGUCAUCGCCGAUGUCAUCUAUUACUGCUUCCUAUACUACUCCUCCUCAUCAUCGACCUCUCCCGGACCUAUUCCGUAUCUGCCACUGAAGUCCUGCCGAUACCUGCCUCGCCCAGUCGGUCAUCCGUGUCACCAAUAGUGUCACCAGCCAACGUUGGUCGACCAAGGCAAAUCGACGAUGAGGCCUCUCAGAUAGUAUGGCCGAACCUUGAGCCCACCUACCCACCUGAGGAGCACUUCGACUGGGACUUGGUGAUAGUAAUACCAACACACAUUACGGAGUUCUCGAGGAGAUGUGCAGUGCGAGACAGUUGGGCUCGACAGCUGAGAGGACAUGAACAGGGGAAUAAAUAUGGUCGCAGAAGUGUGAAGUUGGUUUUCAUCGUUGGUGCCCACGCCCCGGACGACCGUACUCGAACGAUGGCUGAGGCUGAGGAGAGACAGUUUGGUGAUAUACACGUCCUACCUUCUGAGUUCGUCGAUGAGUACCGCUCCCUGGCAACAAAAACGAGGCUGUCAAUGAGAGACGCGGUCCAUAACAUAGGAAAGUUCCGACUGCUUCUCAAAACGGAUACAGACAGUUAUGUCCAUCUCGAAAGGUUGCUUAACUUCAUUGAGAAGGAGAAAAUGUGGGAUGACCGACGUGUUUAUGCUGGGGCCUUCCGGACAGAUGUGGUGGAGUGGCGGGCCGAGGAAAAAGGUUCCAAAUGGUGGGAUGGCGAUUUCAAGAAAAUGACAGGUCUCGAGCACUACCCCUACAAUGCCAAAGGUGCUGGGUAUAUAGUGUCCUAUGACCUUGCUAAAUAUCUAGCUGAUCCUCCCAUCCCACUACGACGUUGGACACAUGAGGAUGUUGGUGUUGGAUCUUGGCUAAUGGCUGUUGAUCAUCGUCGUGUGUCGAUGCCGGUAUCAUUCAUGACGCCUGAGUGUGGCUGUGGAGCCACAUGCGAUGAGGAUACGUUCUAUCAGGAUGAGGGUGAUGAUAUCUUACGAAGAGAGUAG
Messenger RNA from Perkinsus marinus ATCC 50983, 1030 nucleotides. Its product is annotated as Beta-1,3-galactosyltransferase, putative. Gene Ontology annotation, cellular component: membrane. NCBI's taxonomy places the organism in Eukaryota, Perkinsozoa, Perkinsida, Perkinsidae. The annotation marks the transcript as partial. Gene Ontology annotation, molecular function: hexosyltransferase activity. The record is from RefSeq and is a predicted model, not a curated record. The transcript has 9 exons.